AGAUGCAGUUCUUUGGGAUUGAGUUUGGGAUUGGGUAGGCAAAUCUGUUCCUAGAUCUGCUUGCAGAGGCAACAAAUAUACUGGGGCAUCUUCAGGUGCUUGGAACGCCAGAUAACCUUUGGAGCGCACUGAAGUCUUGCGCAUGGAAGGCAGGGCACUUCCUGUUUUUCCUCAGAUCUUUUCUUGCUUACCAGAGAGCUCUUUCUAUAUUGAGUAAUGGGGAAACAGGCAUCCACCCACCGAACUAGUAACGUUAGGUCUGCACUUAUGGACAAAUGAAUCACAGGAAAUAUUGAAACGAAGUGGUUUUGUAGUUUAACGAUGGACUCGAUACGUCAAGCGUGAAUAGUGAGACCCAACAAGGGGUACUGCUAACUACCUCCACGCUAGCAAGGAUAACCAGCUAGUGAACGUAAGCUAGCUAACUUGGUACAAUCAGCUACGAUUUACUGUUGUGAAUGGUGAAACGUUACCUAGCUGACGUUUGCGUGCCAGACUGUCAAACCGAGUAACGUUUCUCUUCUCUGAAAGCUAUUUCCUCAACCAGGAAAGAGCAUGCGGAGAGAGCUGCAUCCGCUCUAGAAUGAAGAAGAGCCCGGCGCACCGCUGCAGGGACAUCGAGAGGCAAGCCGGUUACCUGCAGCCCGAGCACUGCGCCCCUCCCCCGACCCGCCCCAGUUCCGACGCCAUGUGGUUCAUCCGCGACUGCUGCGGCAUCGCGUGCGGCGUCAUCACCUGGUGCCUGGUGUUCUACGCCGAGUUCGUGGUGCUCUUCGUCAUGCUGCUGCCCGCCAAGAACCUGCUCUAUAGUCUAAUCAACGGGGCACUGUUCAGUACCCUCGCCUUCCUCGCUCUGGCUUCGCACGCCCGGGCCAUGUGCACAGACCCGGGUGCGGUGCCUAAAGGGAAUGCGACCAAGGAGUUUAUCGAGAGCCUGCAGCUCAAGCCCGGUCAGAUGGUCUACAAAUGUCCCAAGUGCUGCAGUAUCAAGCCUGACAGAGCUCACCACUGCAGUGUGUGUAAACGCUGUAUCAAGAAGAUGGACCACCAUUGCCCAUGGGUAAACAACUGCGUAGGAGAGAAGAACCAGAAAUUCUUUGUGCUUUUCACAAUGUACAUUGCACUGAUAUCCCUCCAUGCCCUGGUCAUGGUUGCCUUCCAUUUUAUCUUCUGCUUCGAGUCAGACUGGACGAAGUGCAGUACAUUCUCUCCUCCUGCGACCGUCAUCCUCCUCAUCUUCCUCUGCUUUGAGGGACUCCUCUUCCUCAUUUUCACCUCAGUGAUGUUUGGGACCCAGGUCCAUUCCAUCUGUACCGAUGAGACGGGCAUAGAGCAGUUGAAAAAGGAGGAGAGAAGAUGGGUUAAAAGGACAAAGUGGAUGAACAUGAGGGUGGUAUUUGGCCAUCCGUUCUCCAUAGCCUGGCUAAGUCCCUUUGCAACCCCCGACCACGGGAAGGCAGACUAUUACCAGUACGUUGUCUGAGAAGAAGAAGCCAAGCUCCAGCACCCGUGCUACCAGCCUGUCUUUCAGGGUGCGGACUGAUGAUGCGUACAGGCGAAGGUGUUCCCACCGCCUGAGCAUUAACUCUUGACACUUCUUCUCCUUUUCUGUUUUUAAUCAUUUUUAAAUUUCAGGGUCUUCUUUGUGAAAAACAUCUUUCUGCCUGUUUUUAAUACUUGUCACUUAUUUUAGUUUUCUUUGCCCGGUGCUGAUUUUGAUACCUGUAUGAAAAACAAGUUAUUUUCCCUUCUGUUCACAAUCACAGCCAAGCCCUGCAAAACCAUCAACUGUAAAAUGAGUCUCUGCUUCUCUCACGUUUAACAUGAAAGAGAGCACUUACUGAUGUAACCUAGCCAGAGACUGAAUCUGACGUGGCUAUAAACUAGGCUCUACCUUUGGGAUAGAAAGGGUAGACACUCUUAAACCCAACGUACAGUAUUUCCUGUAUUUGUUCAUGUCCCGUUUGAGGACUAGGCCUAAACAAAGCAAACGCAUGACCUGAAUUCGGAUUGGCUUUUCAGUGGACGAAAACGAUCAGUUCCAGUAGGCAUAUUUUCUCUUCCAAUGUUGCAGUACCUCAGCCUUUCCAUAAAGUAUGCUUUAUGGUAUAAGCUAUAGCCUUUGGUGCCAGGCCACGCUGUUGAUGUGCUACCGACCCACAAGGCAUUACAUUUGCUGUUUAGAACAGCCAAAUCUGUUGCUGCAAGCUGCAGAGUCUUUGCCUUAUAGGCAUGCGCGGCUGCUCACCUCCUGCAGGACUGCCGCACAGAAGAAAUGCCAGGCCGCGCAGACUCCAGAGAUUGAACUUCACCGAGUUCACCCCAUUAGGUUGCACUACAUAGAUCAACGUUUUUUCUGUGAUCGAAUCAACAUUAUAAACUGGGAUGUUCGAGCCCUGAAUGCUGAUUAGCUGACAGCUAUAUCAUUCCGUAUACGGGUUUGACAAAACAUGUAUUUUUACUGCUCUAAUUACGUUGGUAACCAGUUUAUAAUAGAAAUAAGGCACCACAGGGGUUUGUGGUAUAUGACCAAUACACCACCGCUAAGGGCUGUAUCCAGGCACUCCACGUUGCGUCGUGCUUAAAACAGCCCGUAGCUGUGGUAUAUUGGCCAUAUACCACACCCCCUCGUGCCUUAUUGCUUAAUUAUAUCAGCCCCUUUAAGCUGUUUUUGAAAAACUAGUCAGGUAAAAAGCGUGUGUGUUUUAAUUAAAGGGGCAGUGUUGUAUUUUGAGACAGCCUUGAAUAAGGAAAUGAGCCAAUAGGCAGAGGGGUAGUCUUCAUUGUCUAUUUCACUGAAUGAUAAUAAUUAAUUAUUUGAAAAGUGGUUUCUUGCAUCAUACAAUGCAAUCACCUAUUUGGCCCAUGGUGUUACAGACCAAGUAAAAAGUCAUUUUAAUUAAUGUCAAACCCUUCAUAAUGUAAAAAUGUUUAAAGGUAUCAUGCAAUGUAGGCCUGCAUUGAACACCACAUAUAGACUACUGUAGGCUAUAUCAUAGAAAUUGCUUUUGAUUUCUAUCUGAAAAUGUUAUGGGAUUUGCUCCAUUGGUUUUGUUGGUAGGACUACAUUAUGCUGAAAUAGCCACAAUAGCAAUAGGUUACUGUCUAAAACCUAAGGGUUCCACCUCAGUAUUCCCUGUAAUCGCGUGUCAGAACUUGCACAAAAUUCUCACAAUGUUCAAGUUUCCGCUCACAACACCUCAAAUUGACCCCCCCCCCAAAUGUUUACUUAUAGGACAGUACACAAUGGCAGUUGGGUAAAGAUAUUUUUGUAGCUCUGUAGUGUAAUGCCCUCUGAGAUUUUCAUUUGAUCACUGGAAUAACUAUACAACUGGUAAAUCAAAUGUACAUAAUAUUUAACGUUUUGGAACAGAAGCCUGCAGCUAUGUGUAAUUCCCCUGUGUUCACUAAAUGGAAUUUGUUAAAUGUCAUAUCAAAACAGGCUAUCGGCUUGACAUUUGUGGUUACGAAUCUGACCGAGCUAAGCUUUGCGAGACACAAACAUUGGUGAUGACAUUUAGGCCAGUGAAACGUGCACUGAAACCCGAAAGAACAUUGUGGACCAUGCUAACUAGUUCACACAUUAUGUAAAGGCACAGACCGGUCUCCUAGAGACAGUCUAGAUUGGCUCUAGGCCAAUUGCAAACAAACAAGCUUCAUUCAAAGCAGAUACUUCAGUGAAAAAGCCUUUGUCUGUGAGAAAAUGAUCACACAAUCAAUCGUGUGUUCAGAAGCCUUACUAUAGAAAGAGUAUUUGCUGUUGGUGAUGAACAGAAUGGCUACAUCCCAAAUGGGGCUUUAUUCCCACAGGGCUCUAGUCAAAAGUUGUGUACUGUGUAGGGAAUAGAGUGCCAUUUGGGGCACAGCCGAACUCAUGUAGAAUAUUUUUGGUGCCAUAUUUUCUGGUUUAUGAAUGAGGAAUCUCUGAACUCUUUCACCCUCCCUGCAUAUCAUUUUGUACAGCUUAUGGUGGAAUGUACCAUUGAGGCCACAGGGAAACUUUCAGAAACAUAUGCCUUUUGUGAAAAUGCAUUUUACAGACUGUCAAAGCCAUGCUGAAUGAACACAAUGGUUAUGUAUUCAUCAAACAAAAAUGUUUCUCUCGUAAUUGAGAAUGCAGAGUGCAUUUGCACAGCAUGGGUGUAAUUUGAAAUGUGUAUGGACCACAUUUUAUAGAUUUAAAAAAAUGUAUUAUGAAGAAUAAAAUCAACUUUGAAGUCACUAAA
Oncorhynchus nerka (sockeye salmon) is the source of this 4226-nucleotide messenger RNA. RefSeq names its product zinc finger DHHC-type palmitoyltransferase 3. The coding region runs from base 584 to 1483 and encodes 299 amino acids. Gene Ontology annotation, molecular function: palmitoyltransferase activity. The transcript has 7 exons. NCBI's taxonomy places the organism in Eukaryota, Metazoa, Chordata, Actinopteri, Salmoniformes, Salmonidae. The record is from RefSeq and is a predicted model, not a curated record.